Messenger RNA from Oryzias latipes (Japanese medaka), 4373 nucleotides. RefSeq names its product oxidation resistance 1a (gene oxr1a). Gene Ontology annotation, biological process: response to oxidative stress. NCBI's taxonomy places the organism in Eukaryota, Metazoa, Chordata, Actinopteri, Beloniformes, Adrianichthyidae. The record is from RefSeq and is a predicted model, not a curated record. Gene Ontology annotation, cellular component: nucleus.
CUCACCGAUGGUAGUUUCUAUUGGGAGAAGGUCAAAUGACUCCGCAUGUCUGUCUGUGUACAUUCCGGCGACGGCGCACCUGAAGAGGAGUCAGUCCCCGUCCCCGCCGGUUGUUGGAGCAGCGGCAGCGAGCAUCUCCGCCGGGACGCGGCGCCGUGAGCCUCCGGACGUUUGAAAAGGCAACAUCAAACCUUGACCUCCCCAAACCUCUUAGCAAAAGAGAGAAGACGCUGCCAAGAUGUUCAGCACCAAAAGAUUAAAGCAGAAGUCUCAGUCGGUGGACAUUGCCAGCCAAGGUUUCUCACCAAAGCUUGUUCCAGCCUCACCCCCAAACAAGACUCCACCACUUGUUGCCAAGACAACCACCGGCCUUGUGGUGCAGGAAAAGAACACCACCAACUCCCAGCUCCGCAACCCUCGGUGUGGAGAGCUGAAGCGGGGCUACACCAUAGACACCGGCCAGAAGAAGACCCCAGAAAAGAAGGAUGGGAGGCGCAUGUCGUUCCAGAGACCCAAAGGGACCAUCGAAUAUUCAGUGGAAUCGCGGGACACUCUGAACAGCAUUGCACUCAAGUUUGACACCACACCCAACGAGCUGGUUCAGCUGAACAAGCUGUUCUCCAGAGCAGUGGUGCCUGGCCAGGUUCUGUACGUUCCUGAUCCCGAGUACGUCUCCAGUGUCGGAAGCUCCCCCUCCCUCAGUCCCAUCAGCCCCUUGUCUCCCACAUCCUCCGAAGCAGAUUUAGAAAAGGCAACGGCAUGCUCCGAGCGACUGGUCAUAGUUGGGCAACACAUAGGGGAUUCUGAUGCCCUCCCCAGACCAGACGCCGUUCACCCCCCUGUUUUUUCUGCACUACGCCAGUCCAGAGUGGUGUCAUCCACCUCCGAGGAGGAAGAGGCGCUCACAGAGAAGUUCCUCAAGAUCAGCUGCAAGUACAUCACCGAUGGCAAGGGUGCGGUGAGCGGGGUGCUGUUGGUGACCCCCAACAACAUCAUGUUCGACCCCCACCGCAUGGAUCCGCUGGUUCAGGCCCACGGCUGCGAGGAAUAUGGCAUCAUGUGUCCUCUAGAGGAGGUUCAGUCUGCCGCCGUCUGCAAGGAGAUCACCGACCCCAAGAUCAGAGAGACCGUUCCAGAUGACCUGGAGCCUCUGCCAGCUGAGAGGCACCCCUCCCAACAAAAGGACCCAGAGCCCCGCCUGAAGGAGCGGGGGGCCAGUGACGGUGGUGUCACAGUCCCCUGCAGCGCUGAAGGCUCCAUCUCAGAAGAUGUCUUCACAGAGACGGAGCUGUCCCCCAUUAGGGAGGAGGAACAAGCGUCCACUGAGGACCUCCGCCUGGACAAGUCUUCUGGUGCUUCUUCUGAGUCUGUGCAGACCAUCACCCAGGUGGAGGCUGCCAGUUCGCAGGCCCAGGGUGAGGCCUGCAGCCAGUCGGAGGAGCCCCUAGAGGCCAGAGCAGAGGACAAUCCACCAGACACUGCCACAGAAAAUGUCAACCAGUCUCCAAUGGCAUCUAAGCAGCACAGUGUAGAGAAGUCACCAAGCAUUCCCACCACCACCACCACCAGCAGCAGCACUAGCCAGGAUCCCAGCAGCAGCACCUCUCGUCCAGGAUCCCAGAGCUCAGCCAAUUCCAACCCAGCCGGUCCACAGGGGGAAGCCAACCAGCAGACCAACGUCUCCAAAACAGACACUAUGCAACAAGGCCAGGAGGAGAAGGAGGACACAAAGGAGACACAAGAAGACAACACUCAGAACUCAGCAGAGGGGACGGGGUAUGCUGGAAGACGGAAGCAUCGUUCUCACAAGUUCCUGUGUCUGAGAGUGGGCAGGCCCAUGAAGAAGACGUUUAUUUCCAACGCCAGCGCCUCCAUGCAGCAGUAUGCUCAGCAGGGCAAAAAGCAUGAGUACUGGUUUGCAGUGCCACAGGAGAGAUCAGACCACCUGUAUGUGUUCUUUAUGCAGUGGAGCCCGGACAUGUACGGUGAGGGGGUUGGGGGGAUGGGACAGCCGGGGUUCAAGGUGGUCAAGAAGAACGAAGUGUCAGAAACGGCCGAGGAUGAGCCCAUCACUGACCUCAACGUGAAGGAGUGGGAGGUAGUGUCUCAUAUGGAGUACCACCGUCGGGUUGAUGCUCUAAACAGCGAGGAUCUGCGCUCGCUCUGCAAACGACUCCAGAUUACGACCAAGGAAGAGGUGAACUCCAAGCAUGGACCAUCCAUCAAAGCUGAGCUGGAGCCCGAGACCUUCAAACCCAACCUCACUGAGCCCAGUGAUCUCCUAGAGGCAGACCAGAUAGAAAAGCUUGCCAAGAAUCUCCCACCACGGACCAUUGGGUAUCCCUGGAGGCUGGCGUUCGGUACGGCGAAGCAUGGCAUGAGCAUUAAGACACUGUACAGAGCCAUGCAGGGCCAGGACACCCCGGUGCUCAUGGUCAUUAAGGACAGCGACGGCCAGGUGUUUGGCGCUCUGGCUUCUGAACCCUUUAAGGUCAGCGAUGGCUUCUACGGAACCGGAGAGACGUUCCUUUUCACUUUCUACCCUGAGUUUGAGGUGUACAAAUGGACAGGAGACAACAUGUUUUUCAUGAAGGGGGACAUGGACUCUUUAGCUUUUGGUGGAGGAAGCGGGGAGUUCGGCCUGUGGCUGGACGGAGACCUUUACCACGGCAGGAGUCACUCCUGUAAGACUUUCGGGAACCCCAUGCUCUCCAAAAAGGAGGAUUUCGUCGUGCAGGACAUUGAGAUAUGGGCUUUUGAAUAACACAGCGCUGCAAAACAUGGGAAUAAAAAAAAAAAGUGAAGGACAAACUGAGGAGUCCUCGUUUUUGAACAAUUGCGACGCCCCAAACCUGGCUGCACAUCACCAGGACUCCCGGGUCUGGAAGCCAGCGAUUUGGAUGCUUGUUGUGCGUUACUACUGCAGCUUUGUUUUUCUUUGUGGAAAAUUACCUUUGUGUGUAUCUUGUUACAGCCUUGUGCAGCGUCUUUGCAGAGUAGAAGGGGUGGCGCCGGGUUGAGAGGAGGGGUGGGGUGGGGCCAGGACUCGGAAGUGAGGGCUGGAAACGCUGCAAGACGACCAGACCAUCCCUUGAACUCGAUCAGAACCUCAAGUAGCUCCUGGCGCCCUCUCAGAAGCCCCGCCUCCCUGGUGGGGUUUCACUCACUGUGCUGGCAGCCUGGAGACUCAGCUGGAGGAGCGGCUGAACACAUUCCUUUAUUCUGAAGAGUGGAGUAUCCAAAGAACAGCGAUUGGGGGGAAAAAGGCUCAUCAGCAGCUGGACGUGGUGAAGAUGAACUCUGAGGGCAUCUGCUGUGCGAGCAGCGGAGGCGGGCGCGGUCCUUCUCCGUUCUGAGUAUUGUGUAUCGUAGUCCUCCCGUCGUUCCCCGUCACAGCACACCAUGGGGAAGCACAUAGCUAUAACCAGACCAUCCAUCGUCGUAACGUUCUGUUCAGUGGGUGUACGUGUGAGUCCAGUUAUCGCCGGCUCCUCUCGCAGGAUGCGAGCUGUACUGUUCGUAGACAGUAACGUGUUGCAAUAGAUUUGUGGAAUAUGCAAAUAACUGUCCUGUGACCUCAAAUGACCCGUGGGUCGUGGCACUUUCGCCGCCGCCCGUCACUCUUUCAAGAGAGAAACUGGUGAAGCUUUCCUUGAUACACAAAGCCUGAGACGUGGUUAGCUGUUUUACAUGCAUAUAUGACAAUUGUAUACAGAUAUAUAUGAUUAUAUAUGGGGAUAUAUAAUCGUAUAUACGUUGCUGUUGAGUGUGACAGUGAUACCUUUGUGCUGAUAUUUCAGCUGUUACUAUAUAAUGUAUAUUACCCUGUAAAUUAAUGUUAAAAUAGUAGAUUUGUUCCUAUAUAUAAAAAUACACAAUGCUAUAUAAAUAUAUAUAUAUAUAUAUAUAAAUAUAAACAAAGUGUGGAUUGGUGGGUUGCUUCUAGCACUUUAAUCUGGUGUGAAAGCGUUGAGACCAGACUCUUAGAUUCUCUAGCAGUAGCUGUACAGUCUUUUUCUUUGUUUAGGUUUUUUUUGUAUCGUUUAGAUCUCGCUGGUGGGAAGUUUGCCGCCGCAGGGAAAUCCCCCACGCAGGUCUCCUGUGGUAGGAGGCUGACCAAACGCGCAGCCGGUCUGAGUUUCUCCUCACGCUUGUCGGGCGGCGGAUGCUGCAGAGAAGCAGGAGGGUGUACAGGACGGGACCCUCCCCUCCCCUGUGGAGCCCUUUACCCUUUAUUCUGGUCUUCCACACCAGUAUUUGUGUCCUUGUGGAACGUCACAGGUAGAACAUGGAGAAUUCUUUCGAUUGUUUCACCAGAACAAUGUAUCAGUGGUGUAUAAUUAACAAUAAAGUUGAAUUAAUUGUUGUAAUGA